GGGGUUUGGCGGGGCCGUUGUUUCUGGCUGCGGCAGGUGCACUGAGUCUCCGCGACGCCCUGUGUCCUCCGCUCCUGCAGGUCCGGCCUGUGUUUCUGUGACCUGCAGGUACCGGGAGAGACACGGCUAGGACGCCGGGACCCCUGGAAGGCUGGAAAUGGAACCACUGACAUUUAAAGAUGUGGCCAUAGAAUUCUCUCUGGAGGAGUGGCAAUGCUUGGACAACGCACAGCGGGAUUUAUAUAGGCAUGUGUUGUUAGAGAACUACAGAAACCUGGUCUUCCUGGGUAUUGCUGUCUGUAAGCCAUAUCUGAUCACCUGUCUGGAGCAAAAAAAAGAACCCUGGAAUAUGAAGAGACGUGAGAUGGUAGCCAAAACCCCAGUUAUGUGUUUUCAUUUUGCCCAAGACCUUUGGCCAGAGCAGAACAUAAAAGAUUCUUUCCAAAAUGUGACACUGAGAAGACACAGAAAAUGUGGGCAUGAGAAUUUACAGUUAAAAAAAGGCUGUAAAAGUGUGGAUGAGUGUAUGGAGUACAAAGGAGGUUAUAACAGAGUUAACCAAUGUUUGACAGCUACCCCAAGCAAAAUACUCCAAUGUAAUAAGUAUGUGAAAGUCUUUCAUAAAUUUUCAAAUUCAAAUAGACAUAAGAAAAGACAUACUGGAAAUAAACAUUUCAAAUGUAAAGAAUGUGGCAAAUCAUUUUGCAUGCUUUCACAACUAACUCAGCGUAGAAGAUUUCAUACUAGAGUGAAUUCUUACAAAUGUGAAAAGUGUGGAAAAGCCUUUAACCAGUCCUCACAGCUUACUAGACAUAAGAUAAUUCAUACUGAAGAGAAACCCAACAAAUGUGAAGAAUGUGGCAGAGCCUUUAAACUGGACUCACACCUUUCUAUACAUAAAAGAAAUCAUACUGGAGAGAAACCUUACAAAUGUGAAGAAUGUGGCAAAGUCUUUAGUCAGUCCUCACACCUUACUACACAAAAGAUACUUCCUAGUGGAGAGAACCUCUACAAAUGUGAAGAAUGUGGAAAAACUUUUAAUCUAUUCUCAAAUCUUACUAACCAUAAGAGAAUUCAUGCUGGAAAGAAACCCUACCAAUGUAAAGAAUGUGGCAGAGCUUUUAACAUAUCCUCAAACCUUAAGAAACAGGAGAAAAUUUACACUGGAGAGAAACUCUACAAAUGUGAAGAAUGUGGCAAAACUUUUAGCCGAUCUUCAAACCUUACUAAACAUAAGAAAAUCCAUUCUGCAGAGAAAUCCUACAAAUGUGAAGAAUGUGGCAAAACCUUUAACCAGUCCUCAACUCUUAUUAUUCAUAAGAUAAUUCAUACUGGAGAGAAACCCUACAAAUGUAAACAAUGUGGCAAAGCUUUUAACCAAUCUUCAAACCUUACUAAACAUAAAAAAAUUCAUACUCCAGAGAAAUCCUACAAAUGUGAAAAAUGUGGCAAAGCUUUUAACCAACCCUCAAACCUAAUUAACCAUAAGAAAAUUUAUACUGGAGAGAAACCAUACAAAUGUGAAGAAUGUGGAAAAGCUUUUAAUCGAUCCUCAACCCUUACUAGACAUAAGAAAAUUCAUACUGGAGAGAAACCCUACAAAUGUGAAGAAUGUGGCAGAGCUUUUAGCCAGUCUUCAAACCUCGCUGAACAUAAGAAAAUUCAUACGGGAGAGAAACCCUACAAAUGUGAAGAAUGUGGCAAGGCCUUUAACCGAUUCUCAACCCUUACUAAACAUAAGAGAAUUCAUACUGGAGAAAAACCCUAUAAAUGUGAAGAAUGUGGAAAAGCUUUUAAUCAGUCCUAUCAACUUAGUAGACAUAAGAUAAUUCAUACUAAAGAGAAACUCAAAGAAUGUGAAGAAUUUGGCAAGGCCUUUAAACAGUCCUCACACCUUAGUCUACAUAAAAUUACUCGUACUGGAGAGAAACCCUACAAAUGUGAAGAAUAUGGCAAAGUCUUUAACCAGUCUUCACAUCUUACUACACAAAAGAUAAUUCAUACUGGAGAGAAACUCUACAGAUUGGAAGAACAUGGAAAAGCUUUUAGCCUAUUCUCAAACAUUACUAACCAUAAGAGAAUUUAUACUGGAGAGAAACCCUACAAGUGUGAAGAAUGUGGAAAGGCUUAUAACCGAUUCUCAAACCUUACUAUACAUAAGAGAAUUCAUACUGGAGAGAAACCUUACCAAUGUGCAGAAUGUGGCAAAGCCUUUAACUGCUCCUCGACUCUUAAUAGGCAUAAGAUAAUUCAUACUGGAGAGAAACCUUACAAAUGUAAAGAAUGUGGCAAAGCUUUUAACCUGUCCUCAACCCUUACUGCACAUAAGAAAAUUCAUACUGGAGAAAAACCUUAUAAAUGUGAAGAAUGUGGCAAAGCUUUUAACCAGUCCUCAAACCUUACUACACAUAAGAAAAUUCAUACUUCAGAGAAACCCUACAAAUGUGAAGAAUGUGGCAAAUCAUUUAACCAGUUCUCAUCUCUUACUAUACAUAAGAUAAUCCAUACUGGAGAGAAACCCUACAAAUGUGGAGAUUAUGGCAAAGCUUUCAACCUAUCUUCAAAUCUUACUACACAUAAGGAAAUUCAUACUGGAGAGAAGCCCUACAAAUGUGAAGAAUGUGACAGAACUUUUAAUUCAUCCUAAAAACUUACUACACAUAAGAAAAUUCAUACUGAAGAGAAACACUACAAGUAUGAAUAAUGUGGUAAAGCCUUUAACCAGUCUUCUUUUCUACACAGAAGACCUUUUAUACUGGCGAGAAACCCUACAAAUGUAAAGAAUGUGGCAAAGCUUUUAAUUUACCUUCAAACCUUCAGAAUGUGAGAAAAUUCAUACCAGAGAGAAUCCUACAAAUGUCAAAACUGUGGCAAAGCCUUUAACUGGUCCUCAACUUUUACUAAACAUAAGGUAAUUUAUACUGGAGAGAAGCCAUACAAAUGAGAAGAAUGUGGCAAUGCCUUUAAUCAGUCAUCACACCUCUCUACACAAGAUAAUUUAUACUGGAGAGAAACUACAAUUGUGAAGAAUGUGGCAAAGCUUUUAACCAAUCCUCAUACUUUACUAACCAUACAUACUGGAGAGAAAUGCUACAGUUGUGAAGAAUGUGACAAAGCUUUUAACCUAUCCUCAACCCUUACUGCAGAUAAGAAAAUUCAUAUUGGAGAGAAACUCUACAAAUGUGAAGUCUGUGGCAGAGCCUUUAACCGAUUCUCAACAGUACAUAUAAGAGUAUUUAUAUUGGAGAGAAACCCUACAAAUGUAAAAAAUGUGGCAAUGCCUUUAACUGGUCCUCACACCUUGCUACACAUAAGACAAUUUAUAUUUGAGAGAAACUAUGAAAAUACGAAUAAUGUGGCAACAUACAACCAAUCCUCAAACCUCAAUAAACAUAAGAUAGAUAAUACUGAAAACUUCAGACACCUGAAAGAUGUGAUGAUGAUUUUGACAACACCUCAAACUUUCUCACAUAAAUCAUACUGGUGAAAAAUUUCACAAAGCCUUUAAAUGGUUGUCACACUUGAUUGUAGGUAAGAAAAUCCAUAUUGAAGAAAACUAGAAGUGUAAAGAAUGUGGCAGCAUUUCUAAUAAAUGCUCCGUAUUGCACAGGAAAGCAUUUAUACUUCAGAAAGAUUGUACAAAUGUAAGGAAUGUGGAAAAGCCAUUAAUAUCUGCUCACAUCGGCUGGGUGCGGUGGCUCACGCCUGUAAUCCCAGCACUGUUGGUGGUCAAAGUGGGCAGACCAGGAGGUCUAGAGAUUGAGGCCAUCCUGGCCAACAUGGUGAAACCCCAUCUCUACUA
Sapajus apella (tufted capuchin) is the source of this 3802-nucleotide messenger RNA. RefSeq names its product zinc finger protein 107. The record is from RefSeq and is a predicted model, not a curated record. Gene Ontology annotation, molecular function: DNA-binding transcription factor activity, RNA polymerase II-specific; RNA polymerase II cis-regulatory region sequence-specific DNA binding. Lineage: Eukaryota; Metazoa; Chordata; Mammalia; Primates; Cebidae. Bases 158 to 2647 code for a protein of 829 amino acids. The transcript has 4 exons. Gene Ontology annotation, biological process: regulation of transcription by RNA polymerase II.